Molecule: messenger RNA, 522 nt
Organism: Rotaria socialis
Lineage: Eukaryota; Metazoa; Rotifera; Eurotatoria; Philodinida; Philodinidae
Source: the annotation of a GenBank genome assembly
AUGCAAUCAUCAUCCAUGCCGUCCACUGAUCCAACUCGAGUCAUACACUCGAGUAAGAGUAACCUUGAAUUGAUUCAUUCUGCCAAUACAGUGAACUAUCAAUCCGAGCCAAUAAUUAAAUUGUCACGUAUCUCAUCAGCGCGUUAUCAACCGCGUGUCACGCGAAUUCGCCGAACGAGACGCCAACCUAUUUAUUAUGAAAAUAGUUGGAAACAAGGAACUUCACAAUUUAAAAAAAUUUCGCGUACGCUUUCAAGUCGCUACCAUCGUCGCAUUACGCCCAUCAGUCAACGAAAGUUCGUACCCGUCGAUACUUUUAUGCAUUUUGAUACUGAAACCACCAAAGCACAACAUCGACGACAAGUACGAGCACUACUACAACGACGAGUACGAGUACUACAUCCUCGACAAGUACAAGCUCGACUAGUACCACUUCGAGUACAUCAAGUACAACUUCAACCACGACCUCAACGUCUGCAACGACUUCGACGGCAUCAACAACUACUACAACAACUGUGUUGA